This is a messenger RNA of Cyprinodon variegatus (sheepshead minnow), 2523 nucleotides long. RefSeq names its product coagulation factor XIII, A1 polypeptide (gene f13a1b). NCBI's taxonomy places the organism in Eukaryota, Metazoa, Chordata, Actinopteri, Cyprinodontiformes, Cyprinodontidae. The coding region runs from base 206 to 2434 and encodes 742 amino acids. The transcript has 15 exons. Gene Ontology annotation, molecular function: protein-glutamine gamma-glutamyltransferase activity. Gene Ontology annotation, biological process: peptide cross-linking; blood coagulation, fibrin clot formation. The record is from RefSeq and is a predicted model, not a curated record.
ACACCCAAACUCCUUUGGCCCUCUUCCUGGGCUGGUUGGGUUUAUAAGCAGAGCCAGAAACUCCUGGAUGGAGCAGCAGCACUGGAUCAACUCCACCAACCAGCAGCUUCUCUCUAAAACUCCAACCGAGGUGCGAUCUCAAAGCAGAUCUCCAUCUUAGCCUCUAAAACCUGACUGUCUUACAGUGUUUCAACCUAUCAUCAAAAUGUCUGACCAAGGAGCUUCCCCAACCCCUUCUGCUCCUCCACCUCCUCCUACUGGACGUCCUCCUAAGGUUGGCAUCCGUGGCCGAGCCUCGGCUCCCUUCGAUAGCUCAAACCUUGAUGCAACAGACAUGCCGGAGUUAGAGUACUUUGUGGCAGCAGGGCCAAGAGGAUACCCUCCUCUGACAGAAUACCUGGACAUCUGGGAUGUGGACAUGAUGAGGGGGCGUGAUCAGAGCAAUAAGAUUGAACACCACACCAACCUUUACCAGUCUGACAAUCUCAUUGUCCGCCGAGGUCAAGAGUUCACGGUCAAGAUCACCUUCAACCGUCCAUACAAACCUAACCAGGACAAGUUUGCUGUCGAAUUUGUCAUUGGCUCCAGCCCUCAGUACAGCAAGGGCACCUACAUUCCUGUGUUUCCCACCAGAGAACGUCAGAGCACCUGGGAAGGCCGCAUCACACAUACCAAUGACAAUGUGGUCACCAUGGCCAUCACUCCUCUGGCCAACAGCAUUGUGGGCAAAUAUCACAUGUAUAUUGCAGUGCAGACUCCUUUUGGCAUUCGUAGGACAAAGCGGGACAACAGCAGAGAUUUAUACAUCCUUUUCAACCCUUGGGUAGCAGAGGAUGCCGUGUUUCUGGAUGAUGAGGCGGAGAGACAAGAGUGUGUGAUGAAUGAGAUGGGGAUCAUCUAUCAUGGCUCCUACGACGAUGUUUCUGAGAGAAACUGGAACUAUGGACAAUUCAACUAUGGAGUUCUGGAGGCCUGUCUGUACAUCAUGGAUAGGUCUGAGAUGCCACUCACCAACAGAGGAGACCCCAUAAAGGUGACCAGAAAGGCCUCCGCCAUGCUGAACGCACGCGACGAUGAUGGUGUGCUGGUGGGGAACUGGACCGGUGACUACACCUACGGAGUAGCACCCACUUCCUGGACUGGCAGCACCGACAUCCUGCUUGGCUACGCUAGCAGCAAGAUGCCAGUAUGCUACGCUCAGUGCUGGGUCUUUGCUGCCGUCUUUAAUUCCUUCCUGCGCUGUCUGGGUAUCCCAUCCAGGGUUGUCACCAACUAUUACUCUGCUCAUGACAACGAUGGAAACCUGAAGAUGGAUAUUAUUUUGAACGAUAACGGCAGCAUUGAUCGAAAACGCACCAAGGAUUCAAUCUGGAACUAUCACUGCUGGAAUGAAUGCUACAUGUCCAGACCAGACCUCCUGCCAGGUUUUGGAGGCUGGCAGGUUGUGGAUGCAACACCACAGGAAACCAGUGAUGGGAUGUACCGAUGUGGACCUGCAUCAGUCCUGGCCAUCAAACAUGGACAAAUUUGCUUUCCAUUUGAUGCACCCUUUGUGUUCGCUGAGGUCAACAGCGACGUUGUGUUUUAUGCACGGAAGAAUGACGGCACCAUGGAGCCAGUUAAACUGAACCAAACUCACGUGGGUCGCAUGAUUUUAACCAAAGCUGCGGGAAGCGAGGGUUGCAGAGACCUCAUUGAUCAAUACAAGUUUCCUGAAGGGAGCCCAGAGGAGCGGACUGUCCUGGCAAAAGCAGAGGAGUUUGGCUGUAGGCGGGAGAAAUCCAGCCCCCCAGAGGCUGAUGUGGAAGUGGUCCUGCCUAACCUGGAGAUCAGUGUUGGGGAUGAUCUGGAGCUUAGUGUGGAGUUUUCAAACUGCAGUGACCAGAAGCGCACGGUGGAAGCCUACGUCAGUGGGAAUGUGGUUUAUUACACCGGAGUCUCCAGCAACGAGUUCUUGUUCAAGACCCCCACUGUGACCAUUCAGGCCAAAAAGAGUGUGAGGGAGCUAAUUACGGUUCAGUCGAAGGACUACAUGGAUCAUUUGGUGGAACAAGCCAACCUCCACUUCAUUGUCACUGGGAAAAUCAAAGAAACUGGCCGUAUCGUGACUGCCAUGAAAAUCAUCGCUCUGCACAACCCCAAACUCACUGUCGAGCUGACCGGCAGUGCCAAAGUGAAUGAAGAGAUGAUGGCUACUGUGCAGUUUACCAACCCCUUCUCAUUCAACCUGGAGGAAGUGUACCUGCGCAUGGAAGGAGCUGGGGUCAUGGAGCCCAAAUCCAGAUAUUACAGUCUGAUCCCCGGAGGCUCCUCUCUGACUUGGACUGAGAUGUUUUCUCCACAGAGGACUGGGAAAACUAGAGUGAUUGCUACUCUGGACUGUUCUGCUCUCAGACAGGUGUCUGGUCAGGCGUCCAUCACCAUCAAUCCAUGAAGAUAACCAAGCCAUUACUACUCUGUUAAAGCAUACAGUGCUGUGCAGAAGCUUUAAAGAUACCUUUAUUUCCUUUAUUCUCAGCUACG